Messenger RNA from Stegastes partitus (bicolor damselfish), 1524 nucleotides. It is a transcript of the gene mboat2b, whose product is annotated as membrane bound O-acyltransferase domain containing 2b. Gene Ontology annotation, molecular function: acyltransferase activity. The transcript is spliced from 13 exons. The coding region runs from base 1 to 1524 and encodes 507 amino acids. The record is from RefSeq and is a predicted model, not a curated record. NCBI's taxonomy places the organism in Eukaryota, Metazoa, Chordata, Actinopteri, Pomacentridae. Gene Ontology annotation, cellular component: membrane. Gene Ontology annotation, biological process: lipid modification.
AUGGCCGAUGAAGGCGCCCCAUCUACGGCCUGCACCGGCUCCAGCCUGCUGCAGCCGGUCAGCGAGAUCACCAACCUGCCGCUGGACCAGGUGAACUUUGUGGUGUGUCAGCUCUGUGCUCUGAUCUCAGCCUUCUGGUUUCGUCUCUUCCUCCAUCCCAGUAAAACCAGUCCCUUCAUCAGACAUGUGGUGGCGACUGUACUGGGACUCUACUUCGCUUUGUUCUGCUUCGGAUGGUAUGCUCUUCACUUCCUGGUUCAGAGCGGACUCACCUACGGAAUCAUGAUCCUGACCGGAGUGGAACACAUGCACAAAUACUGCCUCCUGGUGGCUCUCAGCUAUCUGAGUCUUUGUCAGAUCACUCGGGUCUACGUCUUCGACUACGCCAUGUACUCUGCUGACUUCACAGGCCCAAUGAUGGUGAUAACACAGAAGAUCACCAGCCUGGCGUUUGAGAUCCACGACGGAAUGGCUCGAAAAGAGGAACAUCUGACGGCUGGGCAGAAGAUUCUGGCGAUAAGGAGGAUGCCCAGUCUGCUGGAGUACUUCAGCUACAACUGCAACUUCUUGGGGAUCCUGGCCGGACCCACCUGCUCCUACAACGACUACAUCGCCUUCAUAGAGGGAGACCCCCGUCGCCAUAGAGACCAGGAGGCCGACAGGAAGUCCAACUGCAAGCUGAGGCAGAGCGAGCCCUCGCCAAAUAUGGAGGUCGUCCGUAAAGUUGCCACCUCCUUCUUCUGCCUCCUGGUCUUUCUGUCGGUGUGUAAGGUUUUCCCCGUGGAACGAAACAUUGAUGACAACUUCAUCGCCAACACGCCGUUCUAUGCUCAGGUGGUCUACCUGUACCUGUCCAUGGUGACCACCAGACCCAAGUAUUAUUUUGUGUGGACACUCGCUGAUGCCAUCAACAACGCUGCUGGCUUUGGCUUCAAUGGCUACGACAGUGACGGCUCUCCUCGCUGGGACCUCAUCUCCAACCUGAGGAUCCUUAACAUCGAGUUUGCCACCAGCUUCAAAGUUUUCCUUGACAACUGGAACAUUCAGACGGCACACUGGCUCAAAAGAGUGUGUUACGAGCGAUGUCCCUACCACCCCACAGCAGCCACCUUCAUCCUGUCAGCCAUGUGGCAUGGAGCCUAUCCAGGAUACUACCUCACCUUCCUCACCGGCAUCGUCGUCACGCUGGCUGCCAGAGCGGUGAGACACAACGUUCGGCCAUACUUCCUACAAUCACCCACCCACAAAGUGGUCUAUGAUGUCAUCACGUGGGCGGCCACUCAGAUCGCCAUCUGCUACACAGUGGUGCCUUUUGUCCUGUUGUCUGUGGGUCCAUCGAUAAAGUUUUACAGGUCGUGGUACUUCAGCCUCCACAUCGGUUGUGUUCUGCUGGCCGUGGCGUUGCCUGUCAAACCGAGACAUCUCCGCCUCAAAGACCAGCAGAAGAGAACCCUCCAAGAGUCAGCUCAGCACCACCUGGAGGGUUCAGACAGCAACUGCAGCCAGAAGGAAAAAACCACAUGA